Lasiosphaeria miniovina is the source of this 1744-nucleotide messenger RNA. RefSeq lists its product as uncharacterized. The record is from RefSeq and is a predicted model, not a curated record. The transcript has a single exon. NCBI's taxonomy places the organism in Eukaryota, Fungi, Ascomycota, Sordariomycetes, Sordariales, Lasiosphaeriaceae. The coding region runs from base 322 to 1260 and encodes 312 amino acids.
CGCAUUGAAUUGUCUAUCUAGGCUAGAAAAAGGUUCAAAGGACGAAGCCGAAGGGUUCCUUAUAUAGACCCGGUAGCCCUGCGCCUCCUGCCGCCGCCUCCGCCGCUUAUUGUUCUGUUGGUUCAACCAACACAUCUUCAAACAAAGGUCAAACGUAAGACGACGGAGUAAGCCGACUGUGUUAAAGAGUGGCUCAAAGUGGCUCAAAUCUGGGCGACAAGGUACAAACUGCAAUCCACACGGUCCACUCUCCAUCUGUUCCUAUUUACACCAGCCAGACUACGACGUCAAACCACAGCCCCAACCGCAAUCUCACACACAAUGGAAGCAUUAGCCGCGCCGCCCGACGACGCCGUCCCCGUCCCCGUCCCCGUCCCCGUCCCCGUCCCCGUCCUUGCAGAUGUCGAGGCGCUGCUGCGGCCGCAGGCCAAAUACAAAGCGCGGUCGCACGACACGUCGCAGGAUGAGCACAUCCCGCUGCUGCAGCGCCAGGGUUCCAUCAAGCCAACCGUGGUGCUGCUCGGCGACUCGAUGCUGGAGCGCAUGACGACGACGGGCGAGUCGCCAAGCCUGAUCGCGCCGUGGCCGUCGCUGGCCAUGCUGAGCGACGCCGCACUGGCCGCGCUGGCGUCGGCAGACUCGGCCGAGCCGGACGCCAGCGAGCCGCUAGCAGCAGCAAAACGAGCGCGGCGACCAAUGGCCAGACUGGACGGCGUCUUCAAUGCCGGCGUGGGCGGCGACAAGGUGCAGAACAUGUCGUACCGGCUCGUGGGGAGCGCGGGCACGAGCGGGACUGAGGACCUGCCGGCGCUGGCGUCACUGCUCGCGGCGCGCGGUGGCGUCAAGCUGUGGGUCGUGCAGGCGGGCACCAACAACCUGGCGCCCAAGAAGGGGCUGCGAGACGGCGACCUCGACGCGCUGCGGACGAUGGUGCGUAGCCUGCUGCUCGUGCCGUCGCCGUCACCGAGGGUGGUGCCGUCCAGAGUCCUCCUGACGGGCCUGUUCCCGCGGAAGGACUUCUCGCGGGCGCUGACGGACGCGGCGAACGACAAGCUCGUCGACGUGGUCCGCGGCCUGAAUGCGGAACUGGGGAACGAGCGCGUCGUGUUCUUGCCGCCGGCGGAGGACGUCCUAGUCGAUGCUCAUCUUGUUGACCAUGUGCACUUGAGUCUGGGGGGGUAUGUCAUCUGGGUGCGGAAGCUGUUCCCGGCCGUGAUAGAUAUGCUGCGGCGGAUAGAGGGCGAGGCCGGCGAGACAUGAUUAUCGUGAAAACCCCCGAGGUGGUUAAUUAGGUAGUCGGCAAAAAUAAAAAUAAAAGAGCUGCUGUUCAAUUGGAACUGGGUAGAUGACUUGGGAAAGCCGCUAAUAGGAAAAGGCGAGUAGGGGCGGAUGUUUGUGAAUGAAUGAGUGCUGGCUGUUUCGCAAGCAAACCCCCGAGGUAGUUAAUUAGGCGGUUGGCAAAAAUAAAAAUAAAAAGAGCUCCUGUUCAAUUGGAACUGGGUAGAUCAUUUGGGAAAGCCACCAAUAGGAAAAAGGCGAGCAGGGGCGGAUAUUUGUGAAUGAAUGAGUGCUGGCUGUUUCGCAAGCAAAGAGAGUUCAGUUCGCUGGGAAGCCUAAAAAGAACUGGUCGCCGUCUUCGAAGACGACAAAAAUUGGAUGCACCGCGGAUCGAACGCGGGACCGUCUGUAGAGCUGGGUGCCGAGGCAUUGCAAAACAGAAAUCAUACCACUAGACCAUGCACCC